Aphis gossypii (cotton aphid) is the source of this 1173-nucleotide messenger RNA. Its product is annotated as protein FAM177A1-like. Bases 266 to 688 code for a protein of 140 amino acids. The record is from RefSeq and is a predicted model, not a curated record. The transcript has 4 exons. Lineage: Eukaryota; Metazoa; Arthropoda; Insecta; Hemiptera; Aphididae.
AUUUGGUUAUCGUAUUCAUUAAACGUUAUAUUGUUUAUAAAGUAUUUUUUAUGUGAUUGCGUGACAUUUUUGAAAAAAUAUACUACAGUUGUAGUAGUAGUAAUAAUAGUAUGUAAAUAUAUAAUCAUAUUUAGAAGACUAGAAUUUUCCUAGGAAUAUUUUGAAUAAUAUAAGUAAAAUAUAUCGAUUUCUCGGGCUUACAAGGUCAGUUUAAAGAAGUGUGUGCAUGUCUGUGCUUGUCAAAUACUUUGAUACCACUUGAACAAUGUCAUCAAAAUCAUUAUUGUUAAAGGAGAAACCAUUUGUCAACAUGGAAGACAUCAAUAUACAAAUUGAACCGUGUAAAACUUAUUUUAGUGACGGAUGUGUUGAAACUGCAGGAACUGAUGAAACAGAUUUACUAAGAGGAGAAUCAAAAAUUAAUUCAAGUGAAUCUACUAAUAAUUGGCCAUCGUGGUUAAUUAAACAAUCAGCAGUAAUUGGAUCUAGUGCAUUGAAUACAGUUGAUUACCUUGGUGAAUCUUUGGCAAAUUUUUUUGGUAUCACUACGCCUAAAUAUCAGUUUGAAAUUAAUUAUCACAACAACAUAAUGCAAGAAAUUAAUGCGGAAAAAAUUGUAAAUGAAGAAAAUAUGAAAGGAUGGACUCAACAACCUCAAAAAUGUACUAUAACAGCAGAACCGUGUUAAGGUUACUUUUAGUUAACUUACUUAUUUGGUUUAAAAAAAAAUAAUAAUAAUUUAUAUAAUUUUAAAUAAUACUAGGUAUAUAGUUGUCUAUGUAUUUUUUAUUGAAUAUUUAUACAUAAAAUAUGGUUUUGGAACUUACAUUAUUCUACUAUUAAGAAUAUAUGUAUUUUCGAGCAUUCCUAGGAUAUACAUUAAGAACAAUAUUCAUUUUGUUGAUAUAUCUGUUUAAUGUAAUAAAAUCGACUAAAGCUAACUUCCUACUACAAAUAAAUAAUUGCCAAUUAAACUAUAACUUUUAAAAACUUAUUUUUAUUGUGAGAAUUAAAAAAUAUAUAAGCUCAAAAAGUGUUUACAACAUUAAAAGUUUUAAGAAUAAAUUUAUUCAUAUAAGAUAUUUUAAUCAAAUAAGUAGUUUUGUAAUAACAAAUUAUUAGUAUUUUUUAUAUAUUAUAUAAAAUUGAUUACCACUUAUCUUAUAAUGGUGU